Laetiporus sulphureus 93-53 is the source of this 1338-nucleotide messenger RNA. RefSeq names its product PLP-dependent transferase. The coding region runs from base 1 to 1338 and encodes 445 amino acids. Gene Ontology annotation, biological process: biosynthetic process. The record is from RefSeq and is a predicted model, not a curated record. Lineage: Eukaryota; Fungi; Basidiomycota; Agaricomycetes; Polyporales; Laetiporaceae. The transcript has 9 exons. Gene Ontology annotation, cellular component: mitochondrion; cytoplasm. Gene Ontology annotation, molecular function: pyridoxal phosphate binding; L-kynurenine:2-oxoglutarate transaminase activity.
AUGUCCCUCGCUGCUGAUUCUGCUCCCGCGCACAGCGCCAACGGUGUAAAUGGCGUAAAGAAGCCCCAAGACCGCUCUCGCCUUCUGCCCCUCGCUUCUCGCUUGAAGGAGGGUCGCGCGCUAGCGGAGGACGUGUGGUCUAUCUUCAAUGCCGCCAACUUGCCCGCAGACUGCCUCAAUCUAGGACAGGGCUACAUGAACUUCCCUCCUCCAGCAUGGGUGAGGGAAGCUGCUGAGGCUGCCCUCAACCAGACUGCCACGAAUCAUUAUUCUCAUCCGAAGGGGAGGCUACGUCUCCGCGAGGCGAUCAAGAAAGUUUACGGACCUCAGUUGGGAAGGGAUUUAAACGUUGAUACUGAGAUCCUCGUAACCAGCGGAGCGAACGAAGGCCAAUACUCUGUGUUUACAGCGUUUCUCGAACCAGGGGACGAGGUCAUCAUGUUUGAGCCGUUCUUUGACCAAUAUCUCGCAUCGGUCGUCUUCAAUGGUGGCAAACCCGUCUAUGUCCCUCUGCACCCGCGUUCGAGCGGUGGCAAAGCCACGAGCGGCGACUGGAUCAUCGAUUUUGAGGAGCUUGAGCGUGCAAUCACCCCGCGCACGAAGAUGAUCAUCGUGAACACUCCACACAACCCCGUGGGCAAGGUCUUCACCCGGCAGGAGCUCGAGAAAAUCGCUGCGCUAGCUGAGCAGCACAAUUUACUCGUGAUGUCCGACGAAGUGUAUGACUUCCUGGUAUUCGAUGACAGCGAACACGUGCGCUUUGCUACGCUUCCUGGAAUGUGGGAUCGCACGGUCACAGUCGGCUCGGCGGGCAAGCUCUUCUCCGCAACGGGAUGGCGGAUAGGCUGGCUUAUUGGACCUGAGUCUAUCAUCAGACCGACGUUGGCGGCCACUACCCGCAUUGUAUUCUGCACGAACUCUCCGCUGCAAGAGGCUGCGGCGGUUGGCCUGGAACAGGUGGAGGAACGCAACUAUAUCGAGCAAACGGUGAAAGAGUACGAUGAGCGACGAUCGACCUUGUGUGCCGUGUUCGACGACUUGGGAAUGAAGUACGCUUUGCCGGAGGGCAGCUACUUCGUAUUGUUGGAUAUCUCUUCGGUGCAUUGGCCUGACGACUAUCCCUUCCCCGAGAGCGUGCAAGGUAGAGGACGGGACUUUAAGGCAUGUUGGUUUAUUGCCAUGGAGGUCGGUGUAUCGUCCAUACCCGUGAGCGAGUUCUAUUGUAUAGAACACUGCUCCAUUGGCGAAAACUACGCUCGAUUCGCCUUCUGCAAGGAUGUCGACACACUCAAACGGGCGGUCGAGCGUCUGCAGGGGUUGCGGAAGUACUUGAAGUAG